UUUAACUAUGUUUGCAGAUGUACCCGAGCUGUUGAGUUCAUACUCGAACUCGCCUUAAAUCUUUUCCACUGGCAAAGUUUGGUGGCUUGAUCUUUGCUCACUUCUUGAAAACUUCAUGCUCGGCCUCCAUCUUCAACCAUCUGCCUCCCUUUCACUCCCUGCGUUUGGAAGGAAGAAGCUUUUUUGACUUGUUGUAUGUUUUUUAAGCUAUUCCAGAUGGCAUACCACCUGUUUGAUUAAAUGCACUUGUGGAAAAUUGUUGAAGUAUUAGAUUAUCGAAGAUGAUGGUUUAUGAAGGGUUCAAGGAAAUUCUCAAGAUUCAGAAGUUCAGGAGGUUCGUGGGGUACUCGGUGUUUUAUUGCUUCACUGCCGUCUUGAGCUAUGCUUAUACCAACAACACUACUAGAGCUGGAUAUUCUAGAGGAGACCAGUACUAUGCGGCUUACCCGGCUGGAACCGAGUUAUUGGGUGAUUCUGAUAAGUUGUACAAAGCUGCUCUUGGCAAUUGCUUUGAUGCGGAAGAGUGGGGUCCCAUCGAGUUCUGCAUCAUGUCCAAGCACUUCGAGCGCCAAGGAAAAGCACCAUAUGCAUAUCAUGCUCAAUACGCGGCACACCUUCUCUCCCUUGGACAGCUAGAUGGAUCCGGAUAGAGGGAAAUGCUGAUACAGCGAUAUUUAUUUGGUGGACUGUGUAAUAACGAAACUGCGGGAUAGAGGGAACAUCUUCCUGUUUGGAUUUGUUAAAAAUUGUAAAAACAAGAGCCCGUGGCUUUACUUUUAUAAGUAAUAUGCUGUAUGGUAUUAGUUUUUUUAUAUACUAGUUCC
Molecule: messenger RNA, 824 nt
Organism: Rhodamnia argentea
Lineage: Eukaryota; Viridiplantae; Streptophyta; Magnoliopsida; Myrtales; Myrtaceae
Exons: 4
Coding region: 282-650 (122 amino acids)
Source: RefSeq, a predicted model, not a curated record